Messenger RNA from Momordica charantia (bitter melon), 1661 nucleotides. RefSeq names its product FAD/NAD(P)-binding oxidoreductase family protein. Gene Ontology annotation, molecular function: oxidoreductase activity. The record is from RefSeq and is a predicted model, not a curated record. Lineage: Eukaryota; Viridiplantae; Streptophyta; Magnoliopsida; Cucurbitales; Cucurbitaceae.
UAAUUUUCACGGCGGCCGGCGAGCGGAAUGUUACCAAGGCGGGCAGUGGCGGUGCAGGCGGCGGCGAUAGGGUGGGUGAGAAGCCAAAGAUCAUCGAGCACGUGGACCAAUGCAGCCCACAAGCUCGUCUCCUUCACCUCUCUAAACUCCAUAGCAAUGGCAACCUACAAUUUUUUAGGGAAAUCGAAUUUGUCGCAGUGAGGAACUCAAAAUCACUGCCAUGAGCUCCGUUCUGACCAAAGUCGCCGUCGUGGGAAGUGGAAUUUCUGGAGCCGCUUGCGCAUGGAGUUUGGCCAGAAAUGGGGUCUCGGUCACCUUGUUCGAGUCUGCCAGAGGGCCCGGUGGAAGAAUGUCCCAGCGGAGAGAAAUUGCAGAAGAUGGGAAAGAACUGCUCUUCGACCAUGGUGCCCCAUAUUUUACUGUCAGCUCCCCGGACGUACUGAGUAUUGUUCGUGAGUGGGAAUCACAAAAUCUUUGUGCAGAAUGGAGAGAGGGUUUUGGGAUUUUUGAUUGCUUUUCCAAUCAAUUUACCAGCAUAGAACAGGAAGGAGUAAGUGGGCGAUAUGUGGGUACUCCGGGCAUGAAUUCUAUUUGCAAAGCGUUAUGCAAUGAACCUGGUGUGGAGAGUAAGUUUGGGGUAAGUGUUGGGAGAAUGGAAUGGUUGGAGAAAGAUAACUCAUGGUUGUUAUUGGGCAUCAAUGGACAAAGUCUUGGUCAGUUUGAGAGUAUUGUUGCAUCAGACAAAAACAUAGUUUCUCCAAGGUUUACCAGUGUAACAGGACGAGUGCCACCUCUAGACCUUAAUUUGGUUCCAGAUUUGGCAAUUAAGCUGCAGAACAUUCCUGUUAUUUCAUGUUUUGCCCUGAUGCUUGCAUUUGAACAGCCUCUCUCUUCGAUACCCGUCAAAGGUUUCUCUAUAAAGAAUUCUAAAGUUCUAAGCUGGGCUUACUGUGACAGCAGCAAGCCAAGGCGUUCAACUUCUAGUGAACGAUGGAUUUUGCAUUCAACAAUGGAGUACGCUGAGAGAGUAAUUGCAGAAUAUGGGCUUCAGAAACCUUCAGAUGCCACGUUGAAAAAAGUGGCUGAAGAACUCUAUCAGGAGUUACAAAGCAUGGGAUUUAGCAUACCUCAUCCAUUCUUCAUGAAAGCUCACAGAUGGGGAAGUGCUUUUCCAGGUGCAAGCAUAGCCAGAGAGGAAAAGUGCCUUUGGGAUGGAAGCAAGCGGCUCGCAGUAUGUGGGGAUUUCUGUGUUAGCCCAAACGUUGAAGGGGCCAUUCUUAGUGGCUUGGCUGCUGCUUCCAAACUCCACAAGAUUGUUAGCUACCUAUAGUAAUUAGUAGCCUUCCUUUCCCGGGCGGAGCUAGAAAUUUUCUGAACGGCCAAGUAUUUAAUGGUCGGUGGUCGGUUUUAAUAAAUUGUUUACAAAUAAAGCCUGAUGAGUGGCACAACCAACCUCUAGGCGAGAUAUAGGCCGUAAUUAGUAUGAUAUAAUAUGAUGGAGUGCUUACCCAACAUGGAAAGUUAUGAAGGUGAGCUUUGGUUGUAUUGAGUGGAUUUGUUUAUUUUAGGCCAUGAAUUUUUUCUCAACUUAGUUUUCAAGCUACAUACUUGUACAUUUAUAUUUAUGUAACAAUUCAUUUGAAUUUUCGAUGUUUUAAUAA